This is a messenger RNA of Podarcis raffonei (Aeolian wall lizard), 763 nucleotides long. It is a transcript of the gene TINCR, whose product is annotated as TINCR ubiquitin domain containing. Bases 19 to 354 code for a protein of 111 amino acids. Gene Ontology annotation, molecular function: protein binding. The record is from RefSeq and is a predicted model, not a curated record. Lineage: Eukaryota; Metazoa; Chordata; Lepidosauria; Squamata; Lacertidae. The transcript is spliced from 4 exons.
CUCCCUGCUCUCGGCUUCAUGCUUUCGCUGGCCUCUCUCUCGCCUGCCUCUCUCGCCGAGCCGGAGGGGAUGGAGACCCUGCGGAGAAGCCUGUCCCGGUGGAAGAAGUACCACAUCAAGGUCCACCUGGCCGACGAAGACCUCCUGCUGCCUCUGACGGUGAGGUCCACCGACACCAUGAUGGACCUGAGAGCCCACCUGGUGCGGGAAGGGGUGACCUCGUGGAAGAAGACCUUCUUCUACAACGCCCGGGUGAUUGAGGAGCACGAGACGGUGAAGGAGGCCAAGAUCCAGAACGGGUCCGUCCUCCUGCUCAUCAGCGACAAGAGGGGAAAGGCCAUAGAUGAAUGGUAGGACAUCUGCCUUGUACUCAGAAGGUCCCAGGUUCAAGCCCUGCCAUCUCCAGGUGAUGCUUGCUUUGAGAGGCUGAGGAACUGCCUGGCAUGGCGCCAUCAUUCAGAAGGACGUUGUUGUUUUUCUUCUCUCUCACAUGAGCAAAUCACAGCGGCUAGCAGAUAUCCAAAGGUCUCCAAGCGAGGAAGAGGAGGGGAAGAAAGAUGGAUCCGGAGAGGAACGGAGGCGUUGGCAGAACCAGAAAACGGCGCUUCAGAUCCAUGACUCUUGGGCAUUUUGAGUUGGUGACCUGAGAGAGAGAGAAAGAGAGAGUUUCUGCCUUCAGUCACUCCCUCAUGGCGCCUCCGCGCUGGGUGAUACUUCAGACAGGUUUAGACAUGACAGCCUAGCCUAGUUGUCUGCCGGAAAG